Messenger RNA from Brugia malayi, 591 nucleotides. RefSeq lists its product as hypothetical. Gene Ontology annotation, molecular function: ubiquitin-protein transferase activity. The coding region runs from base 1 to 591 and encodes 196 amino acids. The record is from RefSeq and is a predicted model, not a curated record. The transcript has 4 exons. NCBI's taxonomy places the organism in Eukaryota, Metazoa, Nematoda, Chromadorea, Rhabditida, Onchocercidae. Gene Ontology annotation, biological process: protein autoubiquitination.
AUGGGCCAAGAGCGAAGUAUACUUUCAAGGAAGUCACAAAACACAAUUGAAAUGUUGUCAAUGACGUGGGUGCAAUUUGUUAAGCUUAUCUGCGAACUCAAUGACAGAUGUGCUAAUUUUGUUGACUCGGACGGAAGACAUUUAUUGUUUGCAAUUAAAAAAGGCACUGCUAAUACGUUGCUUUGGAAAAUAACUGUUAGAAUAUGCACUUUGAAAAUUAAUGCAAGGUCGGCUGAUUCCUACCGUGUAUUCACAUUUGAACAAUUUUUGACUCUUCAAAAAUCAUUAUAUUAUUUGCUGACACUAUUUCAAGGACACGUCCUUAAUGCACAUAUGGACAGAGCUCUUACUGCCACUGAAUGUAUAAUAUGUAUGGAACGUAGGCCAGAUGUAGUGUUGCCGUGUGUUCAUACUUUUUGUUCGUUAUGUAUCGAACAGUGGAAAGCUAUGAAGAAGGACUGGUGUCCGCUCUGUCGUAAUCCUUUAGAGCUUGAUGGAAGCGAUGCAUGGGUAAUUCCGGAUGUGAUCGAUGAUAGUGAACUCAGGAAUUAUUUGUUUUCCUUGACAAAAAUAGAAGAAAGCAAGAGUUGA